Messenger RNA from Sphaeramia orbicularis (orbiculate cardinalfish), 5239 nucleotides. RefSeq names its product heparan sulfate 6-O-sulfotransferase 3b (gene hs6st3b). Gene Ontology annotation, molecular function: heparan sulfate 6-sulfotransferase activity. Gene Ontology annotation, cellular component: membrane. NCBI's taxonomy places the organism in Eukaryota, Metazoa, Chordata, Actinopteri, Kurtiformes, Apogonidae. The record is from RefSeq and is a predicted model, not a curated record.
UUGGUAUUUAUGUGUGGUUAAAUCUCCAUGUUGUCGGUGUCCGUGUGGGCUUCCGGCUUUGCACUAUGUGAAACUAGAUUAUGGGAUGGACAGAAUGGGAUGUAGAGUUUUCCCAGCCCCGACCACGACGAGAGCGCAUCGCAUAUUUGUGGGCUCGGAUGCAGCUGCAUCCUGUAAAAAGCCCUGCUUCAGCACAGUCAGUCAGAGCCGCCAAAGGAUGCUGGAGGAUGCAGCCUGAGGAUCCAGCCCCGACAGUCCGAGCCGUGCGACAUUUCUGCAAAAACAAGUCACUGAAAUGCAAGAAAAACUGAGACGCGCACGAAAUGUAUAAAGAGAGAAAAAAAACUGACAGGUGUUCGCGAUUGCCUCGUUUUUCAACUUAACACCGGAGCCGGGUGUGGGAGCCGUGGCAUCGGGACAGAUGCAGAGCUACGCCGGCUUUAGAAGUUGAACAGCCCAAAAAUUAGAAUGAUGACUCUUGACUUUGGACAAGAUUUCCAGCGCAGUGCAGACGGCGUGCAGCUUUCCACCAAACAAAAGGUAGACUUGUCAUCUUAUGCAGAUUGUGUGCAUUUGGAGGGUUUGAUCUGAUCAACAUGUGGCACUUUCAUUAUAAGCACCUUCCGAGACAUGGAUGAGAAUUGAUUUCUGGAGAACCUAUGGGUGCUACUUAUUGUUCACAGUAAUGAAAUGAAGACACUCUCUUGAUAUAAUGGAUGAUAGAUCCAGUAAGCUCAUCUUGGUUCCUAUUUUAGCUGUUCUUUUUGUUAUGAUAGGUUAUCAGUAUAUAUGCCCCGCUGGCAGCAAUUCAUGCCACUUUAAGACUGGGGAGAAAUUAAGGGGGGUAAGCCUACUUUCCACCCCAUACCAGGACAACGAUGAUUUUUACAGAGAUCAGGACCUGGAGGAUGACAGCCCUCCGAAACUACCGUCCAAAUUCAACUUCACAGAGAGAGAUCUUGACAGACAUGUGGAGUUCAAUAUGAAAGGGGACGACGUGAUAGUGUUUUUGCACAUCCAGAAGACAGGAGGAACCACUUUCGGGAGGCAUUUGGUGAGGAAUAUUCGUUUGGAGCAGCCCUGCGACUGCAAACCAGGACAGAAGAAAUGCACAUGUCACCGACCAGGGAAAGAGGAGUCCUGGCUCUUCUCCCGGUUCUCCACAGGCUGGAGCUGCGGACUGCAUGCGGACUGGACCGAGCUAACGAACUGUGUACCUGUUAUAAUGGAUAAGAAAGAGGCUCAGAGGAAUAAAAGGAACUUCUACUACAUCACCAUGCUGCGCGACCCAGUCUCCCGCUACCUGAGUGAGUGGAAGCACGUCCAGCGAGGAGCCACAUGGAAGACCGCCCUCCAUAUGUGUGACGGACGUUCGCCCACCCAGGAUGAGCUGCCCACCUGCUACAGUGGGGAUGACUGGUCUGGCGUCACUCUGACAGAGUUCAUGAACUGCGCGUCCAACCUGGCCAAUAACCGGCAGGUGCGCAUGCUCGCCGACCUGAGCCUGGUGGGCUGCUACAACCUGUCCUCUAUGAAUGAAAGCCAGCGCAACCACAUCCUUCUGAGCAGCGCCAUGAGUAACCUGAAGAACAUGGCUUUCUACGGCCUGACUGAGUUCCAGCGGAAGACCCAGUACCUGUUCGAGCGGACGUUCAGCCUGCGUUUUAUCGCCGCUUUUACGCAGAUCAACAGCACGCGCGCGGCUAAUGUGGACCUGAGCGAGCCCGUGCGCAGACGCAUUGAAGAGCUCAACUUCCUGGACGUGCAGUUGUACGAGUAUGCAAAAGACCUGUUCCUCCAGCGGUUCCAGUUCACCCGUCAGAGGGAACACCAGGAGGUGCGCUUGAAGAGGCGUGAGGAGAGGCGUUGGCUCCGGGAGCAAAGAGAGCAGAGCUGGCCUUGGCCUCCAAAACGCAGAGCAGGUGGAAACAGAGGAGGAAGGGGCUUUGACAAGGGGACUGAAGCUGACUUUCCCACUACCACGGAGGACUACACAAGCCAAGUGGCCCGUUGGUGAGGUCUGAAAAGAGAGCAGAUAAGAGAGAGAUGCCGAUGGAAAACCCUUACAGACUAGUUUAAACCUUUACUUUGACUCUCUCUCUCACAGAUGUCUCUCUUUGUGUCUCACCAUUAAUCUGUCCCCUGCAUCUAUCUGUUUGUCAGCUUCAGUGUGAUCAGAGUGCUCUGCUUUUUCUUUAUGGUCAUGAAAACUGCCAAGUCUGUGACUCCUCUCACAGCAGCUCUGCCUUGGAGUGCCCUUUGGUGUCUUAAAUCUUUAAAAAGCUGUUUGUAUAUUUUUGUCAGUUAAUUUCUGCCUCGGUUCUCCAUCAUGUGUUGAAAAUACAAUUGAGAUGAAAAAAAAAGGGAAAGAAAAAAAAAAACAUCAAAAGAAGCUGCCAUAGACUGCAUUAAUAUUAAUUUUCACAUUCACUGCGAAAUUGAUGAAUGUCAGUCAUUGUCUUUACUGGUAGAAAACAUAUUCCACUUGAAAAAUGUAGUUGUAGAAGAACUGAUGGUUGCAUGUCAUAUGUUCACAUUAUUUUAACAACUUGGGAGGAUGAGGUCCAAAAGAUAGAGUGUAAGCCAAAGUAACUGAAGAUCACAAUGUAUCUAUUUAUUUGAAGACAAUGAAAUCCUCUUUAAAGACAAAAAUGAAUGCAUGCAGCAUCUAUUUUUAAAACCAACUGUUAUAUUUUCAUUAAAGUCAUUAUAUUAUUUCUCAAGUGCAGAAGAUUGUCCCAAAGACUGCAUAUUGUGUACACGCAAAACCAGUUACGCAGUUACAAAAAUAGGUAUCCUUCAUAACUAACUUGUUCUUCUUUAUACAGUCCAUGGUCCUCCCCAUGCUUUUGGUAAAACAUUAUGUUCUCUAAGAAAUGUUAACAGAUGCUGAAGCUCUCUGAGAUAACAAAACAUACAUUGGGUGUUAUUCAUUUUUCAAGAAAUGGGAUGCAGAGAUAAAGUUGGUAAAUAGUGCCGUUGAUGAAAUGUGUCAGUGUGGCUGGUGUGUGGCUUGACUGUGAAUGAGAUGAUCAGCAUUCAGUUCUCAUGCCCCUCCCCGUCACAGUAGCUGCUUUUACAUGUUUGUAGAGCUGACGGCAACUGCACUGUGGGUUGUGAGAGAUCUCUAAUGCCACCAGAGUGCCACUGGACAAAGACAAGCUUCAAAGUACAAAAAAAAACAUGCCUGUCACUUCAUCUGCCCAAUAGUUUCCAGUUGCUCAAAUCCAACUAGUCUGGCAAUAGAUGAAAAUUAAAGAGGGUUGGCUUUAUCUGGUUAAAUAGGCUUCUGUGGAUGUGAUGCUUUUAUGUUUUGUUAUCUCACAUUCACUGAAAAUCCUUUAUCAAAGUAAAUGUUCACUAAAUGUCAACGUUCAAAUCAUGGGGCUGCUGCUGUUUUAACAUUUAUUUCUUAUGAGUUGUCUUAUAAAAUACCUCAGAUCACACCAUUUGUUUGUUUUUUACUUUUUUUUUUUUUUUUUUUUUUUUUUACAACCAUGCAUCUUUUUUUAUUUUGCUGUUUGGUGCACACAGAGUGAAUGUGUUGAACACAGAAUGCAUGUUUUUGAGCUGUAGGAGUUGUUUGGUGCCCUCUGUAUGGAUGCUGUUAUUCAGUAUGUGUGGACGGGGGAGAACAAAGGUGUACAGCACACUGAUAGCACUUGAUCAAAUGAUUCAAUAACAUCCAGCAGCAGCUCUGAAUAUUAAAUCAGUCUGUGUAUAAUUUAUAACUAAAUUCAUGUAGUCAUGCCAUUUGUGAUGGAGCAGCAAAAUAGGUUGUUGAGAAAAUUAAAUUUCAUGUCAAAUAAUCAAUUUGACUUGAAAUUUCACAUCUGACUGUCGCGCUGUUGUGUACAUUUACAAUGAUGUUGUGCACACCCCUUGGUAUCGGUGUGAAUUCUUAUCUUUGGAUCUGUGCAUUAAAUGCGCUGGUAAAACGUAUAGUAAGUAAACAUUUACCCAAGUACUGUACUAUACAAGUGCGAUUUAAGAUACAUUAUUUCCAUUUAUUUCACAGUUAUUAAUUGCACGUUUUAAAUGCAAAGUUAAAAGCUGCUGAUAUGUAAAUGUAUAUAUUGAUACAUAUAUAUACAUUCAUACACAUUUUUAAAUGAUUUUUCUCCUGUGUAAGAAUGAGGAGUUAAUAAAAAUUAAAAUUACUUUCAACAGUGAAAUUAAUUUCAUUUCCAUUUGGAUCUAAAUACAUGUUCCACAGAUGCAGUGUGCUUCAUCUAUAGCUUCUACAGUGAUUAAGUUAUUUGUUGAGGCCACUGAAAAAUUUCUGUUAAAAAUGUCAAUGGCACAAAAUGACAGUUACUUGGAAAAUUUGUUUGAAUAAACUGAAAUCUUGUAGUGCUGUGUGACAAGCAGCAGGAAUUAUAAUGUUCCUGGUGACAGAUGACAUGAGCUCUGCUUGAGAUGAUGUACUGCAUAGCUAUUAGUUAGGCACUAAUGAAACUUUUAAGUGUAUAUAUGUCAUAUAUAAGUGCAGCAUAUGAAUACUCUAUAUGUAUACUGUGUUUCAUUAGUGUCCUCUAAUAGCCACAUGGUACAUCCAUAGCUCGUAUCUGUGUGUACAUUAUGUUUAUUACCUUGACAUAAUCACAGAAUUGAGCCCGUUAAGGAAGUUAAAGGUUCAGUUCCAACUCCCAUUUUGCACACUUUUUUUGUCGUUUGAUUACUGUAUGUCAGCCUCUGUUUAUUCCUGUUUUCAGUACCGAAAAUAAUAUGUCUGCAAAAAGAAUCAUGAUUCCUAUUUCUGUCAUUUCUAUUUUUUAUCCUCAACAAAUGCCCACCAAAUUUGAAUCAGAAAAGUGAAAACUCUUGGAUGACGGUGUAAAUAAACUAAAGAAUAAGAGCCAAUAAAGAUUUUCACGACAAAUUAUACUGCCAUUCCCAGAAUUGUGUGACAUACUACUUUACUGAACUUGUACUGCCACGCUUUGAAAGUGCAUAUCUCUGAGAAACUGACUUACCUGUACUUAUGUUUAUUUCUGACAUUUUAAUUGUUGCUGAUGGCUUUGCCUGACACCUCUGCGAACACCUCAGUGGUAAUGAAAGAGAGUUUCUUUAUGUAAGAAUUUCUAUGUACAUGUUAAAAGUCUUGUGAUGAAAUGAACAGUCUAAAAGCCUUUUGGCGUGUAAUAUUUAAUCUGCCAUUUUAUUGUAAGACCUGAAAAAAUGAGUGCAUUCUGCUUUAAGGUAUCAGAAAUAAAUGCUUUGAAUGGCCAUGACUUAA